GCCAAUACACAUGGGAUUGCGGCGGGAAACUGAAAGAACUUUGUAAACAAAACAUCGGUAAUGACACAUGUUUUUAUGCAAUGAAGAGGGUGUUUCAAUCUUAAACGUGUUACUAUAUAUUGUAUAGUAGUUUAUUAACCUGUGGAAAGAUGGCACACAGAGGCUUACUGAAACAGAAAGUGGUUGAAAAGAUUGGAAAUAUAUGUGAACAAAAGGACAAUUUAUUUACAAUUGUCCAGAACUUUGUUGUGGAGGCCAACAAACAAUGCAACAAGAUUUUAGUUGAGAAAGACGACACAUUUCUGUUAGAAUCAUACAUGGAACUUAUGAAGAUACUAGACCAAUGUUUAAACUCCUGUGUCAUGUUAACAGCAGUGGCUGAUACAUUACAAGAUAGUUUUUGCAAGUCUAUGAAUGAUUUACUUGGUGUUCGAGGUGAUGAUUGUGAGUCUGUUACAUCUAACUCACCAAUUCCAGGUACACCAAUAGAGAUUGAGAGGGAUCUGAGGCAUACAAAGACACCUAACAGUACACAAAAUAUUCCCAACAAUGAUGUGAAAGGGUCAUCACCAUUUCAAGAGAAAUAUUCUGAUGCAUCAUCCAAGUUAGAUAACUCUUCAGUAACUGAGGACAGUACUGAAUAUACCAAGUCUUUGUUGGUAAACCAGAUACCAGGAAAUCAGUAUAAUGAUAUAGAGGUGUAUAUUGGAAAUCUGGAAGAAUCUGUGACAAAGCCUGAUGUGGAAGAAUUAGUAAGAGAUUUUCACCCUACAAUUGUGAGAGUAAGAACAAAUAAGGAAGAUAGAAGAAAAGUGUUUGCUUUUGUUAAAUUCAGACAGUUGUCCCAUGCAGAAAAUUGUGUAAGAACAAUAAAUGAAAUUUGUCACAGAGGAAGAUUUAUAAAAGCUCGUUUAUCUGGAGCAUCAUUGGACAAAGAGAAGAAAGAAAAUUAUGUUUAUCAAGUAAAAACACCAACAUCAAGUCUCACAACAGAAAAUGACUCCUGUUAUAACGAGUUAAAGCCAGAUGUACAUGGGCGUUUCAGCCUGUGUUAUCCAAGGGACAAUGAAUCUCCUGGAACAUCAUCUCAGGCUGUUGCUGAGAAAUUCAACAUGAUCAAUGACUUCAGAGAGGUUCAUUUUACCACAGGAAUGAUCUUUGUGAGGUUUACAUCUAAGAAAGGAGCAGUGGAAGCCUUUGAAAAGUUUUACAAAGAACUGGAUAUGAGAGUAGCUCAUAACAAACAUGACAGAAGAAAACAGUUUGAAACAACAAGACAAUGGAACAAGGGAUCGUUUCAAAGUAAAUCCUUACAUCAAAUUACCUCAGAACAUUUAAACAAGCAAUAUUCACAUCCAACCACAGAAGUUUCUAACAAUAUGACAUCACAUGGUAACUCAUCUUCUCUAGUUGAUACAAAACAUAAAAGCAUAGGCACAGCUUACAGUUAUUCCACGGAUGAAGAGAAAACAGAGCCAUCGCAUUAUGAACAAACAAGUCAUGGAACAUGUGCAAGUUGGGGUAAAGAGACAGAAUAUCAGAAAUGGACUAUGCCAGGUGGAAAUUCAGAUGAUCAAGAGGCUAUUGAUGAGGAAAUGAAAAGUAUUUCUGUAAGUCAAGUAAUAAAUCUACUUGAAUCCUAA
Messenger RNA from Mytilus trossulus (common blue mussel), 1643 nucleotides. RefSeq lists its product as uncharacterized. Bases 150 to 1643 code for a protein of 497 amino acids. The transcript is spliced from 10 exons. Lineage: Eukaryota; Metazoa; Mollusca; Bivalvia; Mytilida; Mytilidae. Gene Ontology annotation, molecular function: mRNA binding. Gene Ontology annotation, cellular component: nucleus; cytoplasm; ribonucleoprotein complex. The record is from RefSeq and is a predicted model, not a curated record.